Molecule: messenger RNA, 5351 nt
Organism: Bubalus bubalis (water buffalo)
Lineage: Eukaryota; Metazoa; Chordata; Mammalia; Artiodactyla; Bovidae
Gene: RNF144A
Product: ring finger protein 144A
Exons: 9
Coding region: 334-1215 (293 amino acids)
Biological process (GO): positive regulation of proteasomal ubiquitin-dependent protein catabolic process; protein polyubiquitination; ubiquitin-dependent protein catabolic process
Cellular component (GO): Golgi apparatus; ubiquitin ligase complex; cytoplasm
Molecular function (GO): ubiquitin protein ligase activity; zinc ion binding; ubiquitin conjugating enzyme binding
Source: RefSeq, a predicted model, not a curated record
GAAUAAAGGGCGGCUCCGCGCGGAGCGGCGCGGACAGCCGGCCUCGGACCGCGGACCUCGGCGCUAGGAGCCCCGCCCGCGGCCGAGCAGGAGCGGCGGCCCCCACCCCCUGGGCCCCGGACGCGCGGGAUCAGGUGGUCAGCAUUUGGCGGAGUCUGGUGUUCUCCCCAUCCCCCAGGUCUGCAGGGACCCCAGUGCCAGAGACCUCCUCCCCUUCUCCAGGAGGGCGUCCUGCCAUGAGAGGGCGAGCCAGCUGAGCCUCUGGGAACCCUGGAAUUUGGCCGGAAGACCGUUCCUCUCCUCCCAUCAGGACAUUUCAGAGACUGCUCUGCCAUGAGCGCCGCGCGUGCGUGCCGGCCGUCCUGGGACUUGGCCCUGGACCCACUGGUGUCCUGCAAGCUGUGUCUGGGGGAGUACCCCGUGGAGCAGAUGACGACCAUCGCCCAGUGCCAGUGCGUCUUCUGCACCCUGUGCCUGAAACAGUAUGUGGAGCUCUUGAUCAAAGAAGGAUUAGAAACUGCGAUUAGCUGUCCAGAUGCCGCCUGCCCCAAACAGGGCCACCUGCAGGAGAACGAGAUUGAGUGCAUGGUGGCGGCUGAAAUUAUGCAAAGAUACAAAAAGCUACAGUUUGAAAGAGAGGUGCUCCUGGACCCCUGUCGGACUUGGUGCCCGGCGUCUACGUGCCAGGCGGUGUGCCAACUCCAGGAGAUGGGGCUGCACACCCCCCAGCUGGUCCAGUGCAAAGCCUGUGACACGGAGUUCUGCUCUGCCUGCAAAGCCAGCUGGCACCCUGGCCAGGGUUGCCCGGAGACCAUGCCCAUCACCUUCCUUCCCGGGGAGACCAGCUCUGCUUUCAAGCUGGACGAGGACGACGCGCCAAUCAAGCGCUGCCCCAAGUGCAAGGUCUACAUCGAGCGGGACGAAGGCUGUGCCCAGAUGAUGUGUAAGAACUGCAAACACGCCUUCUGCUGGUACUGCCUCGAGUCCCUGGAUGACGACUUCCUCCUGAUCCAUUAUGAUAAAGGGCCCUGCAGGAACAAGCUGGGCCACUCCAGGGCGUCUGUCAUCUGGCAUCGGACUCAGGUCGUGGGCAUCUUUGCCGGAUUUGGGCUCCUGCUCCUGGUGGCCUCCCCUUUCCUGCUCCUGGCCACUCCCUUUGUACUUUGCUGCAAGUGCAAGUGCAGUAAAGGUGACGACGACCCUCUGCCCACCUAGAGAAUGGCGUGAUGCUGGAGCAGGACCCCCGCCUGCGGGAAGCGAGGUUUCCCCCCCCCCACCCCGCUGUCCCCCUCUCACUAAACAUCUCUCUUGCCUUAUGUGCCCCAUUGAGCUUCACAGUGUCACGUCAGGACGCCGUGAUUCCAGGGACUGAUGUCAGGUCGUCGGCCGAGGCCCCAGGUGUGGUCACUCCCGGCAUGGGGGAGGCAAGGCUGGCGUGGAUGGGGCGCGUCGCACAGGGUGGGUCUCUGCAGACUCACCGAGGGAGGUGCUGUGCGGAGCGCCCCCCACCCUGGCGGCGUUCUCCCUGUCCCGCUGGACCGGGACCCUCCGAUGUUGCCGAGGGGACUUUCUCAUGCAGAGUGCAGUCUGUCUCCUCCCUGGCUUCGAGCUGGCGCCUCCUCGUGGCUGAGAGAAGUCCUUUAAGGAUCGCGUUCCACUUCAGACAGAAUCCGAGUGUUCUGACUUGAGAAAAGCACUCUGUUUAUGACAACUGUUUUUAUUACUAAUGGCAUUUAGUAAAAUCCUUUUUAGAAGGCGUUUCCCCACCCCCCCCCCCCCGCCCCCAACCGAGUAGUGAAAAAUCAACACGGUGCAUCAAAACCAUUGUAUGCCUUCUCUUGAGAUGUGCGGUUUUAAGAAGUUAUGGUUAAAUGGCCUUUCUGGCUCGGCCGCUUUGCAGGAGAUUUAGGAAGCCUUGUGUGCUCUUUGUGUCUUUUCUUGACGCUUGUGGAGACUUUUGGGAUUGCUGUACGCUGUAUACUGUUAUCAGCGUGUUUCCCGUGUCUUUAAACAGUUGCAUUUCUUUAAACAUACUGAUGCAUUUAAAGGAACAUCUCCACCCUAGGUUUGCCUUUUGUUUUCCUCUCUAUGGUGAUUCAACUCGACUCACAGGGCUCCUCUCUGUUCACCCAAGGAUCAGCAAAUAUUUUUUCAUGUCUUCAGAAACCAAAUGUUUUACUUGGUAAUAGUUUUGUCGAGAAUCCCUGUGGUUUGGCUGCAGCGUCAGUCCCCUCAAGCAGAUGAAACCAAUCGAAUAGUGACCCUGAAGUCCGGGGGAAGGGCUUCCUGGCAGGGGGCUGGGGCACAAGCUUCUGGAUGUUCAGUUUUUGAAAUGACUGAGUUAUUCUGGAGAAAUCAUCUCUCUUACACAGUUCCAAGUCUUGCUGCUUACCCUACUGCCCCUGCUGAAAAAAAUCUUCCGCUUCACUGAGUUGUUUUGAUUGAGGGGGUAUUACCACUCGAUCUUUUACAGCUGUGUGUGACCAUGACCAGGGCAGGCGGAUGCCCGGAUCAAUAACACAUACCGGGCUCCAUAAGUUAACUUUGGGCAAAGUGUGCUUUACAGACAGUGGACUUUACUGUGGCUUUUAAAGAGCACGCUGAUUUCAUCCAGCUUAGGACUUUUAAACACAGUAGGCGAUCGUUGUGGAUUUAUCAUGGUGGAACUUUUUAAAAACUUAUUAAGCAUUCCACGAAAGAGUAAAAUGAAAAUGAAGUCUUUUAUCUCUGCUGUUUGCCUACGUCAGGCACAUUUGUACAGCGUGGUGGUGUUUUGUAUCCUUGACUUCUGCGUUUGUGUAUCCAUCUCAGGUCCUCGAUUACCUUCUGGUAGAGAAAUGACUUUUAUUUGUUAACAUUUAAUCAGCUUAGGAGAAACAGGAUCACUCUUUCGCUCUAGGAUUCAUUUUCUUUUUGAAACUGAAGCCAUUUUAGGGAGCCAGUCUGUGUCAAAAUUAUGUGCAGAACAGCCUCCAUGUAACUGCAGUUUGAAAACUCACUAACGAUAAGAACACGCCCGGGGCCAUCUGCCUGGAUGAAGCCGGGCACUGAGUCUCUGUAGCUGGAGGUGCUGCCAUCAGGGUCAGGCAGGUCUGGGGGUGGGGAAUGGCUUUUCUGGAGAGAGCGACAGCGCCCUGGGCCUGAAGAGGAGCUUGGUGGCCCAGGCUUGAGAGCUCACUGCAAUUUGUGAAUGCCCUUUAAAGUCCUCAUGGAAGACAGCAGGCUCGCAGCCUAUGUCCAGUGGUCCACGGGGCAGAGCUCCCCAUCCCAGGUCAGCCUGUCUGUACUUGCUGCUGCCCGUCGCCUCCAGGGGUCCAGGCAGUAGUGCCCCUUCCUUCAAGGUGGGGACCAGAGCUGUUGGAAACGCUGCCUUCCCUGGGCCAGAGCUCAGGCCCUUUGAUUCCUAGCAGGCUGGGCCGCCUGUUCUCCUGGGGGAGUCCCUGGGUAGACCGUGCACACACGGAGCCCCUGCCAGCCCUGUGCCUUUAGCCCUGAUAGUUCAACGCUCAUGGUGCGACCCAGGUAGAACACACCGGGAUUCUGGGGUCACCCGGGGUCUGAGUCACAUCUGCUUGCUCUGAGUUUUUACAUCAAGCCUGCCUGAGAGUGGGCGGUGUGAUUAGGAAAAGCAAAAAUAAAGCUGUCUGUUCCCUAGAAAGACACCGGCAGGGUCGCGUUGAGAUCCUUUUGGAGACGUGCAGCAUCACCAUCCAACUCCUCUCCUUUCAGCGAGGAACGCCGUCCCUGUUGUUCGUGGGGACGCAGGAUGGACUGGGCCUGAUGUCAGGUGUGCACAGGAUGUGGGAAGAUGGCCCGUGUUGUGGGUUCUGACCUUGCCGUCACUCCCAGGAAAGCCUGGGUGUUUGACACUGUGGAUGUGGCUGUAAUUGAAGAUGACCUUUGACAGGUGGUGUUCACACUGACCCUGUGGGAAGCACACAUCUGUUGAUUCAUUUAGAGGCCUUUAAUUCUGGAGUGGGUGGGGAGGGGAAGGAGAACACAGAGAUGGACCAUGGCUGAGUGCCCCUGGCCAGGUGGGGGUGACGGAGGGUGUGGUAAUAUGAGUCCUUUGGGAACGGACGGCGCAGUGAGGUUUCACUGGCCAUGCCUGGGCUCUGAGCCUGGCUCCGCCCUGCGUCCUGUAACCUGGCCAGCCCAGCUUUACCAUCGUCACCGAGGACCAGCGCCUUCAGGGGCAUCGUUGUAGAUGAUCACUCAGCAGAGACCGACCAAGGACCUGAGCAUAAAGAGAAACUUUUAAGGCCCGAAUGCUGGCCCAUCAGUGUUUCCUCCACCCCCGGGGGGAGCUAAGGAACGACGUCUGCUCCCUCUGGCAUCUUUUUAAAGGGGAACAGAUUCUCUUUACAGGAUACUGUUUCUUAAAACCAGUUUAAGAACCAGACCAAUUCCUGAUUAGCACAUAGGACCCAGGGAAAGGGGCUUAUCAGAUAUGCAGAAAUUACUCCAAGAUGAUUUUAUCUUUCUCACCUGUUUCCCAAAAGUUACAAGUUAUUUUGCAAAUUAGAAGAGAGUGUUUUCCCUUGGUUGUCUUUAAAAAUGAGAGUACUAGAAAGAACCAGGGUGGGUUUUUUUUUUUGGUCUAUUUCUCAGAUUCUCAUUGAUUAAUAAAUACCUGUCUAUGUAUAUAUAAAUCACAGUGAAAUCAUCAAGGGAAAACAUUUGCAUGUAUAAAGCUUCCUGAAGGUCUCUCAAAAAUACCAAAGCUUGUUUAUUCCUUAUCAUUAACCCAAGCCCUUAUGAAAGGAAACAAAAUGAAGAGUUGUGACUGGUGUUAUCAAAAAAUGCCAGCUGGAAAGAAGGGGGUGCAUGAAAGCAGAAUGACUGCUGCGUCCCGACCCAGAGAGCCUGCUGUUUAGGGGCGCCAAGCCCAUGCUCAUCCCUCCUUAGUUUGCACAAUUCUGUCUUCCGAGAUUCCAGCAGCCUUCAGGGAGGGGUAGGUACCCAACCUUUCCCUCAUCUCGUGCUCAUUUUACCGUGGGUGUAUUCUACUCUUGUGUAAGAACAUGCAUGAAUGAGUCAUGCACAUGUAUACAUUAUGCAUUUGACAAGUGGUGGUAAAAACAAACAACAAGAAAACCAAAACAAGUUUGGUUCGUGUUUCUGAAAUGUCAGUACAUUUCGUGCCACUCACACUGUGAUGUAUAAAAGAGCUGUUCGAAUGCCUUUUAAUGUCGUGUUUUGUACUUUGGAAUCGUAUAGACAAGUUUGAUUUGUAAUUUCAAUACAUAUUUUAAGUGUAUUGUGUCUUAUGUAGUUUGUCCCCCACCCCUUUCGAAGGGAUUUCUUUUUAAAGAUAUUUUGGCUGGAAUACAGGUUACUUUUGUAAAUCC